CGUUAUCCAUCAAUCCAUUCAUCAUGGGCGACGUACUCGAUCUGGAAACGGCCGAGGUCAUCGAAGGCAUGGACGAUGCGGCCUCCGGUGCGGCUGAGGACGUGUCCUCGGUCCUGAAAGACGCCAAUAAACGCCGUAAAGGUCGGGGCUUUGAAGAGCGUUCGGGGAAAGCGGCGCGGGCUUCGGCCAAAGCGGCCGAUAUCUAUGAUCGCCUGGACGAAUCCUCGGGCACUGGCUCGGGUCAUGAACCCGGACCGCAGCGGUCCAUCGAGGGCUGGAUCCUGUUCGUGACCGGUAUUCACGAAGAGGCCCACGAGGACGAUUUGCACGACCUUUUCGCCGAGUUCGGCGAGAUCAAGAAUCUGCAUUUAAAUCUGGACCGACGUACCGGAUUCUUGAAGGGCUACACUCUGGUCGAAUUCGAGACCUACAAAGAGGCCUUGGCGGCCAAAGACCAAUUAGACGGAGCCGAUCUCUUGGGACAGACCAUCUCGGUGGAUUGGGCCUUUGUCAAAGGACCCAAGAAGAACAGUCGACGAUGAUGCUGUGGCUAAUGAUGAGAGAAUGAGAAAACGUGAAAACGUGUCACAAUCCUCCUCCUUAUUCUAAUAAAGCGAAAACGUGUUGCCGACAACCAUGUUGUGGACCGAGUGUGUGCGUGAAUUAUUUGUGCUUGUCCUGUUUGUUCCAGA
This is a messenger RNA of Tigriopus californicus, 692 nucleotides long. It is a transcript of the gene tsu, whose product is annotated as RNA-binding protein 8A-like. Gene Ontology annotation, biological process: RNA splicing. Gene Ontology annotation, molecular function: mRNA binding. The coding region runs from base 24 to 542 and encodes 172 amino acids. The record is from RefSeq and is a predicted model, not a curated record. The transcript has a single exon. NCBI's taxonomy places the organism in Eukaryota, Metazoa, Arthropoda, Copepoda, Harpacticoida, Harpacticidae. Gene Ontology annotation, cellular component: nucleus; exon-exon junction complex; cytoplasm.